Messenger RNA from Etheostoma cragini (Arkansas darter), 1406 nucleotides. It is a transcript of the gene gpr19, whose product is annotated as G protein-coupled receptor 19. Gene Ontology annotation, biological process: G protein-coupled receptor signaling pathway. The transcript has a single exon. Lineage: Eukaryota; Metazoa; Chordata; Actinopteri; Perciformes; Percidae. Bases 32 to 1282 code for a protein of 416 amino acids. Gene Ontology annotation, molecular function: G protein-coupled receptor activity. Gene Ontology annotation, cellular component: plasma membrane. The record is from RefSeq and is a predicted model, not a curated record.
CACAGCUGUCCUCCGGUGCAGCGGCCUAGCGAUGGUGUACGCCCAGUCGGUUGGUGUCCCUCCCUCCCUCUACUCUCCGUCCUUCAUGUAUCAGAUGUCCUUGAACUUCUCUCAGAGAGACAACUCCACUGUCCUGGCAACCUUACCCACAACCGCCGCGUCCUCCUGCCCGUCCAACGGGACCGGCGUCUCCUACGAGCUGACCUCAGGCGAGGCCGCCAUUUUGGGUUUGGUGUUCUCCGUCCUCUGGCUGGUCUCCAUCCUGGGAAAUGCGCUGGUCUGUUUGGUGGUCCACCGCAGCCGGCGGACCCAGUCCACCACCAACUACUUCGUGGUGUCCAUGGCGUGCGCCGAUCUGCUCAUGAGCCUGGGCUGGGCGCCGUUCAUCGUCCUGCAGGUGGCGUCGGGCCGAUGGCCGCUGAGCGCCGGCGCCUGCAGGGCCGUGCGGUACCUGCAGCACCUGUGCCCCGGGGUGCAGGUCUACGUGCUGCUCUCCAUCUCCGUGGACCGCUUCUACACCAUCGUGUACCCGCUCAGCUUCAAGGUGUCCAGAGAGAAAGCCAAGAAGAUGAUCGUUGCGUCGUGGCUGUUCGACGCCGCCUUCGUGUCGCCCUGCGUCUUCUUCUACGGUUCCGCGUCUACCGGCGGCGGUCACUGUGACUUCUUCCUGCCGGACAGCUGGGGCGGUGUCGCCUACGCCGGCGUCCACUUGGUUCUGGGUCUCUUCGUCCCGGUGGCGCUGAUCGUGUCCUUCUACCAGCGGGUCGUGCGCUACAUCUGGAGGAUCAGCGCCGACGGGCACACGGUGCGCCGCACCAUGAACAUCGUCCCGAGGACUAAAGUCAAGACCAUCAAGAUGUUCCUCAUGCUCAACUCGGUGUUCUUCCUCACGUGGACGCCGUUCUACGUGGCCCAGCUGUGGCACCCGCGGGAGCCGGACGGGCCGAGCCGGCGGGGGCUGCUGGUCUUCACGGCCGUCGCCUGGCUCAGCUUCAGCUCCACGGCGUCCAAGCCGACCCUGUACUCCGUGUACAACGCCAACUUCAGGCGGGGCAUGAGGGAGACCUUCUGCAUGUCGUCCAUGAAAUGUUACCGUAGCAACGCUUACACCAUCACGGCGAGCUCUCGGAUGGCCAAGAAGAACUACAUCGGCGUGGUGGAGAUCCCGGUGCAAGCGAAGACCGUCGCCAAGGACUCGGUUUACGAUAAGUUCGACCGAGAGGCGAAAGAGAAGAAGGUCGCCUGGACCACCAACGCCAACCCGCCCAACACGUUCGUCUAAGUCAGAUUGGACAGUCUGGACAACUGUUAACAUACAAAAAACAGCAAAACGUCGGUGUUGGGGGGGGGGGGGCUAGCUGAUUGGUCGGGUGUCCCCACCCGGUGUUGGCGGGGGGGGCAGCUGA